AUGGCAUCCAAGCGCAAAGCCUCAGCCAUGGCAUCCGCCGUGCCCGACGAGCCUGUCGACCCGGCUGACGAGCUCAUGUUUCUUUGCUUGGGCGGUGGCAACGAGGUUGGCCGAUCAUGCCAUAUUAUUCAGUACAAGGGGAAGACACUUGACGCCGGCCAGCAUCCUGCCUACGACGGGCUUGCUGCCCUCCCCUUCUUUGACGACUUCGACCUGAGCACGGUAGAUGUGCUACUCAUCAGCCAUUUCCACAUAGACCAUGCCGCCUCGCUGCCAUAUGUUCUGGCAAAGACCAACUUCCGCGGCCGCGUCUUCAUGACGCAUCCCACCAAGGCCAUCUACAAGUGGCUUAUCCAGGACAGUGUGCGCGUCGGCAACACGUCUUCAAACCCAACCACGUCGCUUGUCUACACAGAGCAGGACCACCUGAACACGUUCCCCCAGAUUGAGGCUAUCGACUACCAUACCACCCAUACCAUCUCGUCGAUCCGCAUUACCCCUUAUCCUGCAGGACACGUCCUGGGCGCGGCCAUGUUUCUGAUCGAGAUUGCGGGCCUCAACAUCUUCUUCACCGGCGACUACUCGAGGGAGCAAGACCGUCAUCUGGUGUCUGCCGAAGUACCCAAAGGCGUCAAGAUCGACGUGCUCAUCACGGAAUCGACCUACGGCAUUGCCUCGCACGUGCCGCGCGUUGAGAGGGAGCAGGCUCUGAUGAAGUCUAUCACCGGGGUCCUCAAUAAGGGCGGCCGAGUUCUCAUGCCUGUCUUCGCCCUAGGCCGAGCGCAGGAGCUCCUUCUGAUCCUCGACGAGUACUGGGGCAAGCAUGCAGAGUUCCAAAAGUACCCCAUCUACUAUGCCAGCAAUCUCGCCAGGAAGUGCAUGCUGGUCUAUCAGACUUAUGUCGGCGCCAUGAAUGAUAAUAUCAAACGUCUCUUCCGGGAGCGCAUGGCUGAUGCCGAGGCGUCUGGAGACUCGGCUGGGAAAGGCGGGCCCUGGGACUUCAAGUUCAUCCGGUCGCUGAAGAAUAUCGACCGCUUCGACGACGUGGGCGGCUGCGUCAUGCUAGCCAGCCCGGGUAUGCUCCAGAACGGUGUCAGCCGUGAACUGCUAGAACGCUGGGCGCCGAGUGAAAAGAACGGCGUCAUUAUCACCGGUUACAGCGUUGAAGGGACUAUGGCCAAGCAGAUCAUGCAGGAGCCCGAGCAGAUUCAGGCCGUCAUGUCUAGAAAUGUUGGCGGCGGGCGCCGGAACCCAGGCGGCGAUACUGAUAAGGUCAUGAUCCCUCGCCGUUGCACGGUCCAAGAGUACUCGUUUGCGGCCCAUGUCGACGGAACAGAGAACCGGGAGUUCAUUGAGGAGGUUAGCGCCCCCGUUGUGAUUCUCGUGCACGGCGAAGUGCACAACAUGAUGCGGCUCAAGUCCAAGCUGCUAUCUCUCAAUGCGUCCAAGACCAACAAGGUGAAAGUCUACAGCCCCCGCAACUGCGAAGAGCUGCGCAUUCCGUUCAAAGCGGACAAGACGGCCAAGGUUGUGGGCAAGCUUGCGUCAAUCCCGCCGCCCAGGGGUGGCAGCGGGGCCCAGGAGCCAAAGGUGUUCACGGGCGUGCUAGUACAGAAUGACUUUAAGAUGUCGCUUAUGGCGCCCGAGGACCUGCGCGAGUACGCCGGACUGACCACGACGACGAUUGCCUGCAAGCAGCGCCUCCGGCUCAGCGCCGCCAGCAUUGAUUUGAUCAAAUGGGGCCUUGAGGGCACCUUUGGCGGCGUCGAGGAGCUCCCUCAGCCUAAGCCCCAGCAUUCUUCUGCCAACGCUAAUGGCAACGGCCACGCAAGCGAGGCUGGGGCUCAAGCGGAGGCCGACGAGGACAGCGAUGUUGUCGCUACUUACCUAGUGAUGGGCUGUGUUACGGUCCGCUACCACAGCACCGGCGAGAUCGAACUGGAAUGGGAGGGCAAUGUCCUCAACGAUGGUAUUGCCGACGCCGUUAUGGCCGUGCUUGUCAGCAUUGAGAGCAGCCCUGCGGCAGUAAAGCGCUCUGCAAGCAAGAACCCGCACUCACACUCUCACGACGAGGCGCUGUCAUUCGAGCUACCCACGCGGAACCUCCAUGCCAACCUCUCUCCCGAUGAGCGCCUUGAGCGCUUGAUGAUGUUCCUCGAGGCGCAGUUCGGCGCCGAAAACGUGAAUCCCGUCACGGAGCCCAAGCUGCCGCCCUCGCCACCGGCAUCGGCCGCAUCAGCAAAGAAGAAGCUCCUGCCCCCCAAAGGCGAGAGCGUGGACCCAGACGCCGGCGCAGACUCGGAGGGUGGUGCCUCGAUGGAUGUGUCGGAAGACGACGACAACAUAAAGGAGGAACAAGAGACGCAGCUCAAGGCGCGCCAGCAAGCCGAGCUCGCACGCUUGCACCGCCUCGGCAUCCCGGUCCCGGGCGUUGAGAUCAGGGUCGACAAGAUGGUCGCCACCGUCUGGCUCGAGGACCUCGAGGUCGAGUGCAAGACCAAGGUGUUUGCCGACCGCGUGCGCGCCGUCGUCGAGCGUGCCGUCGAGGUCACGGCGCCCAUGGCCGGCGGCCAGUUCUAGUCUGUGCUAACUUGUUUUUUGUAUCAACCAAAAGGAAAGAACUGUAUGAAAAGAAUCCUAAUCUGGGGGACACGGGAUGGAUAAGGAGUUGUUUGUUUGCUAACCUCUCAAGCCAGUUCAGUUCGGCUUCAAUGUGGAAAUGGGACGUGGAAAGGGGAGAGCGGCGGAACAAAUCUUCUAUAUCACUUGUAUGUCAAGCUACCUAGGCUAGUGGGUGUUUUUAUAUCAGUGAAAAUUUGGCUGUUCGGUAACCUACUAUGUAAAGCGAACAUGGUGAC
Molecule: messenger RNA, 2858 nt
Organism: Lasiosphaeria miniovina
Lineage: Eukaryota; Fungi; Ascomycota; Sordariomycetes; Sordariales; Lasiosphaeriaceae
Product: endoribonuclease YSH1
Exons: 5
Coding region: 1-2580 (859 amino acids)
Biological process (GO): mRNA 3'-end processing by stem-loop binding and cleavage
Cellular component (GO): mRNA cleavage and polyadenylation specificity factor complex
Molecular function (GO): 5'-3' RNA exonuclease activity; RNA endonuclease activity; RNA binding
Source: RefSeq, a predicted model, not a curated record